AUGAAAUACAUCAAUGGGGACAAUCCAUAUGGAGUAAAGAUCCCGUAUAUCUUCGUCACCAAUGGCGGCGGGAAGACGGAAGAAGAACGCUGUAUUGACCUCAGUCGCCAGCUACAGAUCGAGAUCUCCCCUGGACAAUUCAUCUGUGGACACACACCCAUACGCGAAAUGUCCGACGCGUAUCAAACUGUCCUCGUGGUAGGCGGCGAGGGUGAAAAAUGCCGCGUCGUCGCCGAGGAUUAUGGUUUCAAAGACGUGGUUACCCCCGGCGAUAUCAUCAAGUCCAAGCAUGACACAACGCCGUUCCGGAAGUUGACAGAGGAAGAGUACCGCAAUUCCCGCGAGAGAAAUUUCGACGAGUCUACCAUCGAUGCCAUAUUCGUAUUCGCUGACAGCAGAGACUGGGCCGGUGACCAGCAGAUCAUCCUCGAUCUUCUGAUGUCAAAGGAUGGACGCCUAGGGACUCGCUCCGAGACCUUUGACGAGGGUCCGCCAAUUUACUUUUCCCACAAUGACAUCGUGUGGUCCACCUCUCACAAGCACUCGCGAAUUGGAAUGGGUGCACUGCGGACGUCGGUGGAAGCUCUUUAUAAGGAACUAACUGGUAAGGAGCUGACUACCGUUGCGUUUGGGAAACCGCAACUCGGGACAUUCGGUUUCGCGACAAGACUGCUUCGCGAAUGGCGCAAGGAGACGUACGGUAUUGAUAAACCGCCAGCCACUGUUUAUUUUGUAGGCGAUACACCCGAGUCCGAUAUCCGGGGCACAAAUGAGUACAACCAUAUCAGUGAUACUGACUGGUUCUCCAUCUUGGUCAAGACGGGUGUCUACCAAGAUGACAAAACGCCGCAAUUUCCUCCCAGAGAAAUUUGUGAGGAUGUCCUGGAGGCUGUCAAGUUUGCUGCUCAGCGUGAGCUGGGCGAGGACUGGUGA
Molecule: messenger RNA, 933 nt
Organism: Penicillium cinerascens
Lineage: Eukaryota; Fungi; Ascomycota; Eurotiomycetes; Eurotiales; Aspergillaceae
Exons: 2
Coding region: 1-933 (310 amino acids)
Biological process (GO): glycerophospholipid biosynthetic process
Cellular component (GO): mitochondrion
Source: RefSeq, a predicted model, not a curated record